GCGGASGGGCGAGGCUCCCUGCGCUCCAGCACUCCGCAAUGGCUCGGAGGCAGGACGAGCAGAGGGCGGGAGCGCCCUUGAUGGCGGAAGGCAAGUCCGACGCGGAGGUUAAGCUCAUUCUGUACCACUGGACGCAUUCCUUCAGCUCUCAAAAGGUGCGUUUGGUAAUUGCUGAAAAGGCAUUGAAGUGCGAGGAACAUGAUGUAAGUCUGCCCCUGAGUGAGCACAAUGAGCCUUGGUUUAUGCGUUUGAACUCAACUGGAGAAGUGCCUGUCCUUAUCCACGGGGAAAACAUAAUUUGUGAGGCCACUCAGAUCAUUGAUUAUCUUGAACAGACUUUCCUGGAUGAAAGAACACCCAGGUUAAUGCCUGAUAAAGGAAGCAUGUAUUAUCCACGAGUGCAACAUUACCGAGAGCUUCUGGACUCCUUGCCAAUGGAUGCCUAUACACAUGGCUGCAUUUUACACCCUGAGCUGACCGUGGACUCCAUGAUCCCAGCUUAUGCAACCACAAGGAUUCGCAGCCAAAUUGGUAACACAGAGUCCGAAUUGAAGAAACUUGCUGAAGAAAACCCUGAUUUACAGGAGGCAUACAUCGCCAAACAGAAGCGGCUCAAAUCAAAGCUGCUUGAUCAUGACAAUGUCAAAUACUUGAAGAAAAUUCUUGAUGAGUUGGAGAAGGUCUUGGAUCAGGUUGAAACUGAGUUGCAAAGAAGAAAUGAAGAAACCCCAGAAGAGGGCCACCAGCCUUGGCUCUGCGGAGAAGCCUUUACCCUGGCAGAUGUCUCUCUUGCUGUCACACUGCAUCGAUUGAAGUUCCUGGGUUUUGCAAGGAGGAAUUGGGGAAAUGGAAAGCGACCGAACUUGGAAACCUAUUACGAGCGUGUCUUGAAGAGAAAAACAUUUAACAAGGUUUUGGGACAUGUCAACAAUAUAUUAAUCUCUGCAGUGCUGCCAACAGCAUUCCGGGUGGCCAAGAAAAGGGCCCCAAAAGUUCUUGGCACCACCCUUGUGGUUGGUUUGCUUGCAGGAGUGGGAUAUUUUGCUUUUAUGCUUUUCAGAAAGAGACUUGGAAGCAUGAUAUUAGCGCUUAGACCCAGACCAAAUUAUYUCUAGGUUUGUUGGGAUAUGGAGGUGGCAGCUCAUCCAACCAUUCAGCUAGACCCUUGUCUACUCUUACAGACCCAGUGAGGAAUUGUCCUGGGCAAUUAGUGAAAAGCAUAAUUUACUUUACUCUUUGAGUAGUUUAUGUGGGGAGAGGAGGUUAUGAAAAUGUUUUUGUAGGUUGGUAAUUGAGAUGACUUAUUUGCAAACAUAAGCUAAUUCAUUCUUAAGACAAGUGCAAGGUUAAGAUACGUCAAAUGCUGACAGGUAGGACAAAGACCUUAAAACCAAAAUGCCAUUCAAGUUUUGAAUUCUCUUUUUGGGAGAAGGUUAUUAUGAACAGACAGUAAUAAUAGCCCACGACCACACAUAGCUUUUAAUCUGAGAUUCUCUGAAUAUACUGUGUUGAGUUGUUAAGAGUAUCUUCUCCUGGAACUCAGAAGUCAUCCUUGUUACAGGAGAAACUGGGGAAAUUCUGUACCAACACAUGGGUUCAGACAGCAACAGAGUACAGCACUGCUUCAUCCUGUCCUACUAGCUUCAGGCAGAAAUUAGUGAGGCAAAGGAGAAGGAAAAACAGGAGAAUGAAAUCUGCAUAGUGUACAGCAGUUGAUUCUAAUCUCCGGUUGCUUCCAGUGUCACUUGCAGCUGCCUGUCUCCUUGGUAAACAUCACAUUUAACUUUGUGGCCACCACCCACACAUACAUUCUUGUAAUUAAGAACUCUUGAGAAGAGAAAACUGGGAAGUUGGUGGGUGUUGUAGGUUGGAGAGAACCCCAGACUUUACAUACAUGGCACCUCAUUUGAYCUUGAAUACUUAGGAACACGCUUAUUGAUUUAAUAAGAUUAAGUGAUUAUUUAUAUACAUGAACAUGUUUAUAUACAUUGGAACAUGUCUGUCUAGCCUUUACAUGUCUUUAAGUGAUGUUAAAAUGAUUCCCUAUGAUCCCCAAUUCCGUGGCACCUGUGAGAUAUUACUCCUGUAGACCAUUGUAUCCAGACCUAGGGUCUUGGCCUCUUGGGCCAUCUUUAUGCACAUAAAUGAUAUGUAGAUGAAUGUCCCAGGUAAUCAGUAGCAUGGCAUGCAGAUGGGGAGUGGACAUUUUGAUGAGUGCCAGAUAUGCUCAUUCUUCAUUUGGGAAGGCUGGUGCAUUAACAUUCAGACUGUUGUUUAGGUCUUUUAUCUCUUUAUGAUCAUUGACAAAGCCUUAAGAAAUUGAAGAGAAAGAGAAAUGUAAAGCCUUAAUCCUUGGUAGUUGAUUUAGGGGACAUGAAAUAUAUAGUGAGUGAUACCCACCUGUGUUCAGCCAUGUAUAUCCAGUCACUUUGGGGGAUACCUUAGUCCAUUUAGAAGAGACAGUCCCAGUGUGUCCCAAGAACAACCAUAGAACCUGCAGCAUUGAUAUGUCCAGGAAGGUAGUUUCUCUGGAGCUGGCCAUCAAUGCCUUGGGAGCAGUUUUGGGUGCCUGGUGGGUAGCUUGUGCAGAGAUGAUGAGCUAAGGUUCAUCAUUAUGUUACUCAUAAGUGAUAACAAAAGCUUGUAUGGACUGUCUCAGCGGGGCUGGGCAAGUAGCCAGAGAAUGUACUGUCUUUCAUGAGUAGGAAGUAGACAUACCUGGGGAGCAGUGAGCUUUUGAUGGUAAAGCUCUUCUGUAAUUCCAUUUUGACCUUAUAUUCCAUUCCAUGAUCUAGUUGUAUURGAAAAACUUGACAAACUGGGUAUUUUCAGUUUACAAAAAGUCAAUAAUACCUCCAGAGUGAACUCAGCCCAACAACAGUGCACAUGCGGCUUGUGUAACGUCUUAAUUUUUCACAUCCGUGAUGUCACAUGGGAUGUCUGAAUCUGUCUAUUGCUGGGAUAUUCUAAUCAUUGUGUUCAWAAGAGCCAUAGAAUUGAUUAUUCAGUAGUUCCUGUGUGUCACUCUGUUAGAAAUGAGAAUUGAGACAUACAUAAAAAUGGAGUUUAAUAAAAAUCUGYAACCGACAUUUUCCUGUGAAAGGGUUGUUGAUUAAGAAUAAAUAUUGGAAGCGGGGCUUUUCUUUUAGUAUAUAUUACUGAAUCAUAGGAAUCUACUAGGAAGUGUUUGUAGUUUUCUUAUACAGUAGAGAUACAURUGUCAAUAUUAAAGGUGAGACAUCUAGUAUUCUCACUUGUUUCAUGGAUCUGUUUAAAAACAUUUGUCUAGCUAUGUAAUGACCACUAGAUGUCACUGUUCAUCCAGUGGUCUAAGAUCAGGAGUUCUCUAGUUUCAGCCUUCUGAAAUGUUUCAAGGGAAGAUAAAACACUAAUGACCUUAGUUUUUGAAAUGAGGGCAUCUUCAUCAAGAUUAUUCAUCUGCAAAAAAGCUUGAGGCAAGUCUAAUAUUGAUUUCUAAUGCUUUGUAAGUGAUAAUAGCACAUAAUGUCAAGUUGAUGAACAUAUUAGGUAAAUAGGCACUUUUACAUAUUUUUCAUAAUCAUUGGUUAAUAGCCACUGUGCUUCUCACUUUACAAAAUUUGUAUAAAUAUUAGUAGACAAUGCCUGAGGUACUAAAGUUAUUUGGCUAUUUAUGUCUUAAAACACAGACUAUUUUAUUGUUAUCACAAUUACACGCCUUUUGAAUAUCAAAUACUUGUAAAUUGCUUGCUGGAUUUUUAGUAAUUAUUGUUGUUGACACCAGAAUUCUAAAUCUUUGGUGUUGUUGAAUAUAAUAAAGAGAUCAAGAUGCUAUUCUGCCUAUAAGAUCAAUAAAAGUAAUUG
This is a messenger RNA of Urocitellus parryii (Arctic ground squirrel), 3843 nucleotides long. It is a transcript of the gene Gdap1, whose product is annotated as ganglioside induced differentiation associated protein 1. The record is from RefSeq and is a predicted model, not a curated record. Gene Ontology annotation, biological process: mitochondrial fusion; mitochondrial fission. NCBI's taxonomy places the organism in Eukaryota, Metazoa, Chordata, Mammalia, Rodentia, Sciuridae. Gene Ontology annotation, cellular component: mitochondrial outer membrane.